AUGUUGUCAGACCAGAAGCGUUCAGGAUCGAAUCGAGGGAGAUCUCCCACCAUCCGGGAGCUGAUGUUCUGGGGAUUUUUUGUAGUGACCGAGUAUUUUAUUGAUCAGCUGAGGUCAGAUGGAGUUGUUCAUCUUCCUCGGCGUGUUACCAAUGAAAUUACAAAUAAUACUCGAUAUGAAUUUUACACACAAGGAGGAGUCAUCUUUGCAACAAGUCGAAUCCUUGUGGUAGAUUUCCUUACUGACAGAAUUCCUGCAAACCUCAUUACCGGCAUUUUGGUAUACAAAGCGCACAGAAUCAUUGAGUCCUGUCAGGAAGCAUUUAUCUUGCGACUUUAUCGCCAGAAGAACAAGCAAGGCUUCAUUAAAGCUUUUACAGAUAAUGCGGUUGCAUUUAACACUGGCUUUUGCCACGUGGAAAGAGUGAUGAGAAAUCUUUUUGUCAGGAAACUUUAUCUGUGGCCAAGAUUUCAUAUAGCAGUGAACUCAUUUUUAGAGAAGCAUAAACCUGAAGUGGUGGAAAUACAUGUGUCAAUGACCCCUGCUAUGCUUGCUAUCCAGACUUCAAUCCUGGACAUCUUGAACGCAUGUCUGAGAGAACUCAAACGUUAUAAUCCAGCUCUUGAAGUAGAAGAUCUAUCUUUAGAAAAUGCUAUUGGUAAACCUUUUGACAAGACGAUACGUCACUACUUAGAUCCUCUCUGGCAUCAGCUUGGAGCUAAGACAAAAUCUUUGGUCCAGGAUUUGAAGAUACUACGUACUUUGCUACUGUAUCUAACUCAGUAUGAUUGUGUCACUUUCCUUAAUCUUCUGGAGUCACUGAAAGCAAGUGAAAAAGCUUUUGGUGAGAAUUCAGGUUGGCUGUUUCUUGACUCCAGUACUUCAAUGUUUGUAAAUGCUCGGGCUAGAGUUUAUCGCAUUGCAGAUGAGAAACUGAAUCAGAAAGGCAAAGUAUCUGAAAAAAGUGAUGUAAAGAAGGAAAAUGAACUGAAAAGGGAAUUGGUUCUAGAAAGUAACCCAAAAUGGGAAGCUUUGAGAGAAGUACUGAAAGAGAUUGAAAAUGAGAAUAAGAACAGUGAAGACCUUGGUGGUCCAGGGCAAGUGCUUAUUUGUGCCAGUGAUGACCGAGCUUGUGCACAGCUCAGGGAGUAUAUUAUUGCUGGAGCAGAAGCUUUUUUAACAAGACUGUAUAACAAAACCUUUGGAAAGGAUGAGAAAGCUGGAGAAGUGUGGAUUAAGGACAGAAAAGCCGUCAAGUCCAAAGGAAAUUCCAGACCAGACACAGGGCCUCAAGCCAAAAAAGCCAAACUCACCGCUUCUUCAAAACAAAAUAAACACAAGAAGCAGCAAGACCGGACUAUCAUCCAAAUGAUGGGGAAAACUGAGGAGGAAAAGAGAGAGGAGUUAGAGGUGGAAGAUAACAAAGAAUUAAGCAGUAGCCAGGAAAGCAGUAUUGAAGAGACCAUUCCUGAAGACUUCCCUAUGAACUUACCCUCAGACUGUUACUACGGUAUUUUCAAGAACCCGCUCACAAUUAUUCACCCGUUGCAGGGCUGCAGUGAUCCCUAUGCGCUCACUCGGGUACUGCAUGAAGUAGAACCAAGAUAUGUUGUAUUAUAUGAUGCAGAACUAACUUUUGUUCGGCAGCUGGAAAUCUACAAGGCAAGCAGGCCUGGGAAGCCUUUGAGGGUUUAUUUCCUCAUAUAUGGGGGCUCAACAGAAGAACAGCGCUAUCUCACAGCUCUGAGAAAAGAGAAGGAGGCCUUUGAAAAACUCAUUCGAGAGAAGGCCAGCAUGGUUAUUCCCGAAGAAAGAGAAGGAAGAGAUGAAACAAACUUAGACCUAAUAAGAGAUGCUAAACCUGCCUCUGUUUCUACUGACACACGCAAAGCAGGUGGACAGGAACAGAAGAGUGUUCAGCAAACUGUAAUAGUGGAUAUGCGGGAAUUUCGUAGUGAGCUUCCGUCACUGAUUCAUCGUCGUGGCAUUGACAUUGAGCCUGUUACUUUGGAAGUUGGAGAUUAUAUUUUAACUCCUGAUAUCUGUGUAGAGCGGAAGAGUAUCAGUGAUCUGAUUGGUUCUUUAAAUAAUGGAAGACUGUACACACAAUGCAUUUCUAUGUCCCGUUACUAUAAGCGACCAAUUCUCCUGAUUGAAUUUGAUCCUAACAAAUCUUUCUCCUUGAUUCCACGAGGCUCUCUACAUCAGGAAAUUUCCAGUAAUGAUGUUACUUCUAAACUAACCCUUCUUACACUCCAUUUCCCAAAGUUACGUAUCCUGUGGUGUCCCUCUCCCCAUGCUACUGCUGAACUGUUUGAAGAGUUAAAACAAAACCAUCCCCAACCUGAUGCAGAAACAGCAAUGGCUGUCACAGCAGAUUCUGAAAUUCUUCCUGAGUCAGACAAGUAUAACCCCGGUCCCCAGGACUUUCUGUUAAAAAUGCCAGGUAUUAAUGCAAAAAACUGCCGAGCCUUAAUGAACCACAUCAAAAGCAUUGCAGAGCUAGCGACACUGUCAAAGGACGAACUCUCCAAAAUUUUGGGUAAUGCUGCCAAUGCCACGCAACUCUUUGACUUUAUUCACCUGACCUACGGAGAGGCAGUAUCUAAAGGAAAGAGCAAAAGAUGACUAAUGAGGUUGUUCAACAUAGGGCAUAGAUAAGCUUUUCUUGCACAGUACUUACUUAGGCAAAAUACAUGAAAUAUUUCAAUAAAUGCCCUCUAAGAUAACCAGCUGUUCCUUGCUAAUGCUGUUCCAUCAGUUUUAAUAUUUGGUUUAAUUAUUACUGAAAGCAAGUUUCAAGAGGAAUUAAAAAUGUUUUUAAUAGAGAAAUGCAAAUGAUUUUUAUUCUCUCUACAGCACUUUAACCAAUUCUAUAAUAUCACUGAAUGAACUAAGUUCUUCACCAAGUCCAUAAGAAUUAAGUGCUAAGACUAAUUGAUAAAGGUGUUUUCUUUUGAAAGUUAUGAUGUCUUGUUAAAGCUAAAAAGGUACUGUGUUUUGAUUAGUAUGUGUGACCUGCUGCAUGAUAUAUCACUUUGCUUUUGCCAUUUUUAUUAAUGUCUUACUCUCUGGAAACUACCAAUUUUCCAUUGACAGUGAUGGAACUAUUUGUAACACAUGAAUUUUAGAACUUCAUCAUAAGCCUUUGUCACAGUAAACUAUAAUUGUAUGGUAUGUUCUACAUUGUAUCUGCUUACUUUACUAGAAGUUAUACUUUCUUUUUUGACAUUCCAAACUCAGUACAGCUGUCUUGCUAGAUUUUGCAAAGUGCAUUCCUUUGGACUAGACUGGAUAGAGAUUCUGUGGUAGCACAACACAACUUAAUUCUCAGCGUGCCUUACUUACGCUUUUAAGAUGCUUUUUUUUUUUUUCCCCAAAAAUCAGUUUUGAUAGCUCUUUCACCUCAUUCAUUUGAAAGUGAAACAUUUAGGUAUACCAUUGAGACUAUUCUUUUAUACCAGAGCAUAUUUCCUCUCAUAAAAUGCAAUAGUUUUCUAAGUAAGGUUUUCCAAAAGUGUUUACAGUUUUUCCAAUAUUGUCUUCUUUCUGUGUCCUAUCGCACUUACAUUUUAAUGUCUUAAAUAGAACAUCUGUCAAUAAAUUCAGUAAAGCUCUUGUCACCUGAAGAUAAAACUUUUAGCAUUCUGUGUAGCAUAAAACCAGGAAAAGUUACUCUUUUGAUAGUUUGUGAAUGUGUAUAUUGUUUAAAAACAUAUAUUCUGCACUGAACUUUGAUACGACAACUGUGUAAAAAACUGCCAUUGCCAAAUGGGUGUCAUUACAUGCUAAUGUAUUUACAUUAGCUAUUCACAAAAUCUUUAUCUAUAAUGACUUGCACAUAUGUACUUAUAUGAUUCUAAUGCUAACAACAGAUCAAUAUAAUCUCCAUCAUUAGAGGAGAAAGUAUUGAUCUUCUGUAUUCAGGUUUAGUAAAAACUGUACUGUGCACUUUCAGGUUUAAUGUUUGUGCAUUUUAAGUGUGAAUUAUGAAUUUGUUAACUUAGAGUCUAGGACUGAGCUGUGACAGACUUCAAAGUGAACAUUUUUCUGCAGAUGUAAAUUUCAGUAUUAAAUACAUCCAUAACAAGAUUAAAAUCUGUUAAUUAUCUUGUUUCUCUUUUGGCUGCAUUGAUAUCAGAACAUUUUUACUUUUAGUGUGUGGUUUAUAAUCCAGAUCUUAGGGUUUCUAUUGCCCUAUAUUCUAAUUUAUUUCAUUUAAUAUAAAAAGAAGUCUUUCCAUGAGACUUUUGCUUAUUCAAAGCAAUAAGUUCAGAAAUGUUCAGGGUUGAGAAUGCCUGUAAAGUCGUGCUAAGAGAACCAAAAAUCAGAGUAAGAACAUAACUGUCCUGAAUGCAUAGCCUAUAGAGCCUGAUUCAGAAAAGGAGAGCUGAACAACCUUUGAAAACAUGUAUUGUUCGUGCAUUUGCAUCAUUAAGAUGUUACAUGAGCUGUGGUUUUAUGUUUUGGGUUUGUUUUAGUUUUUGGUUUGGGGGGUUCUUUUCAGAUGUAUGGCAUCGGCUUUGUCAGUGUUUUGGGGUUUUUUUGCUUAGAUUUGCAUAAGGUGAAAAUGAAGGGUAUAUGAAGAGGUUAUAAAGUUGUAGCUUUGUGUUGUACGCUAGAUCAAAGUCAUAUAAUGCAAUUAAAUAAUAUUUGCUAAAUAUUUAGAUUAAAUUGUCUUUUGUUUGUAUAUGUGGAAUUUUUGUAAGGUUUUUUUUUUUUGGUUGGGUUUUUUGUUCAAUGCAGGAUUUAGCUUUUUCUUUAAAAUAACCACAAGUAACAUUGUUGUAUGUUAUUACUGCUUAUUUGUGAUUUGGCAUUUUACUGUAUUAGGUUAGGUUGCAAGUUAGUGAUGUGUCCUUCUGGGGCAGUAGGUACAAAUCAUGAACAAAGGUAGAAGAGGUCUUGUCUCCUGAAACCACUUAACCCUGAAAUAACCAAGCCAAAGACUCUACCUGUAUGCAGAUGCAACAAAAUGUUUGGGUGAAUGAUGAAAAUCUAGGAUGCGUUACCUGGCCUUACAGUGUUCUUCAGCUUGCUUUCAUCAACAGUAAUGAAAUUUUGUAUAUCUUCUUGUCAUUGCUUGAUGUUUUAAGUUUGUGCUUU
Aptenodytes forsteri (emperor penguin) is the source of this 5106-nucleotide messenger RNA. It is a transcript of the gene ERCC4, whose product is annotated as ERCC excision repair 4, endonuclease catalytic subunit. The record is from RefSeq and is a predicted model, not a curated record. Gene Ontology annotation, molecular function: single-stranded DNA endonuclease activity; damaged DNA binding; single-stranded DNA binding. Gene Ontology annotation, cellular component: nucleotide-excision repair factor 1 complex. The coding region runs from base 1 to 2628 and encodes 875 amino acids. NCBI's taxonomy places the organism in Eukaryota, Metazoa, Chordata, Aves, Sphenisciformes, Spheniscidae. The transcript is spliced from 12 exons. Gene Ontology annotation, biological process: double-strand break repair via homologous recombination; nucleotide-excision repair involved in interstrand cross-link repair; resolution of meiotic recombination intermediates.